Coffea eugenioides is the source of this 837-nucleotide messenger RNA. Its product is annotated as secoisolariciresinol dehydrogenase-like. The coding region runs from base 5 to 823 and encodes 272 amino acids. The transcript has 2 exons. The record is from RefSeq and is a predicted model, not a curated record. NCBI's taxonomy places the organism in Eukaryota, Viridiplantae, Streptophyta, Magnoliopsida, Gentianales, Rubiaceae.
UACCAUGGCAAACAUGGCAAUCGCCUCAAAUAUUAUGAAAAGGCUUCAAGGCAAGGUUGCACUGAUAACUGGUGGUGCUAGCGGUAUUGGCGAGUCCACCGCUAGACUUUUUGUCAAACAUGGAGCGAAAAUAGUCAUUGCUGACAUUCAAGAUGAUUUGGCCAAGAAAGUAUGCCAAGAUUUGGAUCCUUCAUCAGCUUCACAUGUUCACUGUGAUACAACUCAAGAAUCUGAUAUAGAAAAUGCAGUGAACACUACAGUUUCUAAGUAUGGGAAGCUAGACAUCAUGUUCAACAAUGCUGGUAUAGCGGGAUCAGGCACAUCCAACAUUCUUGACGACAAAAAAUCUGAUUUUGAACGCGUAAUCAGCGUAAACCUUGUAGGUGUAUUUUUAGGCGCAAAACAUGCUGCAAGAGUGAUGAUUCAUAAUCGCUGUGGCAGUAUAAUAAAUACAGCAAGUGUAUGUUCUACCCUAGGCGGAGGUGCUCCUCAUGCUUACGUGAGUUCAAAGCAUGCUGUGGUAGGCCUAACAAGAAAUACUGCUAUUGAUCUCGGACGAUAUGGCAUUCGCGUGAACUGUCUGUCGCCCUACUAUGUUCCCACGCCUUUGGCGGCGGAUGUCGUCGAAAGAAUCUAUGGUGGAGUUUCUAAAGUAUAUAAGUUUCUGGAUGGUGCGGAACUGAAGGCAGAAGAUGUAGCUGAUGCAGCUCUUUACUUGGCAAGUGAUGACUCCAAAUAUGUCAGUGGGCACAACCUUGUGGUUGAUGGAGGCUACAGUAUUGUUAAUUCAGCUAUGUGUAUGUAUGAGAACUCACAAAAAUGAGGAGUUUUCAUUAU